CAAUGUAGCGCCGCCCCAGCUCCUCAUGCCUUUAUUUCUCUUUCUUUUCUUCUUUAUAAACCAGUUCACCAAUCCUCUCUUAAUUUCCCAAUUCUUUUUUCCUUCCUUCUCCGGUUUUCCAACAGUUUUUUCUUUCUUCACUGAUUGAAGGCUUUGCGAUGGAGACUGGCACACCAUACAGGUCUAGAUUUCGGUGAAACACAAGCUGGGUUCGUAACAGAUGCUUCAAUUGAUGGCUUCCAUGCUAGAAAAUGAGGAUAAAUUAAAGGGAGAGCUGUACAAUGCUAUACUGAAGGAAGACGUGGAGAAAGUGAUAGAACUUUGUGAACGUUUUGCUGACCAUGCAAUGCACAGACUGACCAUACACGAAGACACGGUGCUCCACGUGGCCACGUACUCGAAACAAACUGGCUUGGUUCUUAGACUUCUCGAAACAUUGCCUCACCACCAUAUCCACAAGAUUACCACCAGCAAAAAUGUUUCUGGAAACACUGUCCUCCACGAGGUUGCUACUCUUGACGACUGCUCGGUGGAGGUAGCAACGAAGAUAUUAGAGAAAGCCCCAGAGUUGUUAAGCAUGCGCAACGAGCUUGGAGAAAGCGUACUCUUUCAGUCAGCCCGCUAUGGUAAGAUAAAGAUUUUCAACUUUCUGGCGGAUAAAAUUUCAAAAUAUGAUGAAGAUACGCUGAAAUCACUUAUCCAGAGGAAUGACAAGACCACUAUUCUUCACAUUGCCAUCCUUGCUCGCCAAUUCGGUUUGGCUCUGAAUAUAGCAAGAAGGUUCCGACAUAUAAUUGGUGAAGAAGACCAAGAUGAGAUGACCGCUCUUCAGCUUCUGUCUUGCAUCCCCUCUGCUUUUGAACCCGUGCGCAAAAGUGGAUCCUAUGUGAGAAAUUUCAGCAAUGUUCCGGAGAGCCGUGAAUCCGCGUUGGACCUAGCCGAACUCUUAGUAGAAGAAGAUACCUCGUGGAAGUGUACUAGCUCUAACAUGGACUUGAGUAAGCCAACGCCGCACAUAUAUGGUAGUCGCUCAACUCGCUCCAAUGCUUCAUCUGCUGAUGAGAAAAAAGUUCCGGAGAGCCAAGAAUUCGUGUCGAAGCUAGCCAAACUCUCAGUAAAAGAUGGUAGUUCUAAUGUGAACCUAAGUAAGUCAAAGCUGCCCAAAUACGGUAGUUGCUCUGGUGUUUUAUCUACUGAUGAGACGGGAGGUAGUUCUCGGCAACCAUUGAAACAAGGAGGAGUUACACCGUUGUUUCUAGCUACUAAGUCAGGCUGCGUAGAGAUCGUUAAAGAAAUACUCAAAAUAUACCCUCAGGCAGUAGAGCACAUAGAUGAUGAAGGGCAGUGCAUAUUGCAUGUAGCUAUCAAGUACCGCCAGUUGGAGGUGUUCGAGCAUGUGUCUAAAAUGGAAGUACCGAUGAGGUGGUUAGUACGAAGGCUUGACAACAAUGGGAACACUAUUUUACAUAUGGUUGGAAUGCCAAUACAUGAUUAUGUACCUGAAAAGAUGUUGGGCCCUGCACUUCAAUUGCAAGAGGAGCUGCUCUGGUUUGAGCGUGUAAAGUCAGUUACAAAAGAGGCUUUCGUUUGUCAUCAGAACAAUAUGAAAGAGACAGCUGAAGCAUUAUUUGCUACUACGAAAUCCAAGCUCCGGAAUUCAGCCAGAGAUUGGCUAAUUCGCACAUCAGAAGGAUGCUCCAUUGUGGCAGUUCUCAUCGCGACAGUUGCCUUUACAGCAGCCUACACAAUACCAGGAGGUCCUGAUCAAAAAACUGGUUUUCCAGUCCUUCUCUAUCACCCUUUCUUUUUGGUCUCCACAGCAAGUGAUGUACUCUCACUUGCAUGUGCUUUGACAUCAGUGGUUAUGUUUCUUUCAAUCCUCACAGCACCAUUUCGAUUGGAAGACUUCAAGCAUUCGCUUCCUAACAAGCUCAUGCUAGGCUUCACAUUUCUGUUUUUCUCCGUUGUAAUGAUGAUGAUAUCAUUUUCUGCAACAAUCAUCCUCAUGGUACAUGGUAGUGAAAGGUGGACAAAAAUUCUCUUCUAUUCCCUUUCUUUCCUUCCAGUUGGCAUCUUUGCACUAGCAUAUUUCCCUCUUUAUCUUUCUGCGACGAAAACUCACAAGCACUUGCUCAAGAAGAUAAAAGAGGCAUUUCCUUGCCGUUGUUGGUUUCCUACUGUGUCUAGAGACACCUAUUUCUUCCACAGCAAUCGAGCCGAAAUUCUCCUUCAAGGUGGGAGCAAUAAUAAUUCCAGUCGAGACAACCCAGAGGGAGAACACUUUGGUUUCCAGGAUACAUCACAGACCAAGCUAUUUUCCGUUUAAGAAAGCCAAAUUGUUGCACUUAUGAAAAGCAUUCUGUCAUCAUGAUAUGUGUAGGAAUUCUUCAUGGGAACUAGAGAGACAAACGGUGUUGAUAUGUAUAUA
Molecule: messenger RNA, 2428 nt
Organism: Quercus robur (English oak)
Lineage: Eukaryota; Viridiplantae; Streptophyta; Magnoliopsida; Fagales; Fagaceae
Exons: 6
Coding region: 221-2326 (701 amino acids)
Molecular function (GO): protein binding
Source: RefSeq, a predicted model, not a curated record